Messenger RNA from Entrophospora candida, 165 nucleotides. The record is from the annotation of a GenBank genome assembly. Lineage: Eukaryota; Fungi; Glomeromycota; Glomeromycetes; Entrophosporales; Entrophosporaceae.
AUGGAAACUUUCAGUGUUAAAGCAUCAAAACCUAACAAAUGUGACAGUGACAAUGAAAACAACAUUCAUUUUUUAAUAUUACCAGCGAUUGAUGUUUAUGGAAAAAGAAAAUGCAAAAUUACAUUUUUAGAUCCUCUAAAUCAUCGAGAAACAAACACCAUUUAG